Molecule: messenger RNA, 2301 nt
Organism: Morus notabilis
Lineage: Eukaryota; Viridiplantae; Streptophyta; Magnoliopsida; Rosales; Moraceae
Product: tyrosyl-DNA phosphodiesterase 1
Exons: 16
Coding region: 139-2181 (680 amino acids)
Biological process (GO): double-strand break repair; single strand break repair
Cellular component (GO): nucleus
Molecular function (GO): 3'-tyrosyl-DNA phosphodiesterase activity; double-stranded DNA binding; single-stranded DNA binding
Source: RefSeq, a predicted model, not a curated record
GAACAACUGACUGAGCUGCCAACCCCAGCAUUCCAGUUUUCUCUCCUCCACUCCACCGAAUACAAAUUGAGUCUUUCAACUCUCUCUCCUCUGUUUUUCUCUCUCUUAACAUCCCUCCCAAAUGCCUUCCGGCCUUGGAUGCCAGUAGGCCCUUUCUUCGCUCUCUCCUCUCCCAUGGCGCAGCCUCAGAUUGGUCAUCUGGUUCCUCUCGAUCAAAAUCUCCAAGAAGACGCCUCAAUCGCGAAGAUUCCCGUCUUCCGAGGACUGAACUUCGUCGGACGGAACAGCGUCUCCUUAUCGGACAAACGGCUCAGCCGCAACCAUCUCGCUCUCACCGUCUCUCCCGAUGGCUCUGCGACGGUGAUCGUGGAAGGUACCAAUCCGGUUGUUGUUAACUCCGGGAAUAAUAGAGAAAAGCUUUGUUCUCGUGAAAAUGGGACGAUUAGAAAUGGAGAUGUUAUAGAGUUGAUUCCGGGCCAUUAUAUGUUUAAAUAUGUGAUUAGCGAUACUGAAAAGAGUAGUUCCGGUCAUGGAAGAGAGGCCGAUGAAGGUAAUGCUGCUUCGAGUCGAAAGAGGUUACGCCAAACAUCUGAAGCAAAAGUCUCUUCGAGUAACUCCAAGAUUAUUGAGCUGGAAAAGAACAGCAGGGUGGAAGGAAGCAAUUCGAUGGCUGAGAAUUCCAGGAAUUCAUUGUCUAAAAAAGAUAGUAGUGAGGAAGCCAUUCGCCAUUUUCAUGUUUCUCCUGAUAAGUUGGCACUGACUUUUCGGCUUUUGCGAGUACAAGGACUGCCUCAAUGGGCAAAUACCUCUUGUGUCUCCAUAGAGGAUGUGAUUCAGGGGGAUAUUCUCUUUGCCGUCCUUUCUAAUUAUAUGGUAGACAUCGAUUGGCUGUUAUCUGCAUCUCCACUACUUUCAAAAAUCCCCAAGGUGUUGGUAGUUAAUGGUGAGGGUGAUGGCACACUGGAUCAUAUGAAGAGAAUCAAGCCUGCAAAUUGGAUUCUGCACAAACCACCACUACCCAUUUCAUUUGGAACACACCACUCAAAGGCCAUGCUUCUUGUGUAUCCCCGAGGAGUGAGAAUUAUUAUACAUACAGCAAACUUAAUAUAUGUCGAUUGGAACAAUAAAACUCAGGGUUUGUGGAUGCAAGAUUUCCCCUGGAAAGAACAAAAUAAUCCAAGCAAAGGAUGUGCAUUUGAAAAUGAUUUGACGGAUUAUCUCAGUGCACUAAAGUGGCCUGAGUUCUCCGUUAAUUUUCCAAAUCUUGGAAGCUUUACUAUCAACUCGUCAUUUUUUAGAAAGUUUGAUUACAGCAAUGCAGAGGUGAGGUUAAUUGCUUCUGUCCCUGGAUAUCAUACGGGUGUAAAUCUGAAGAAGUGGGGACACGUGAAGCUACGUACUGUACUCCAGGAGUGUACUUUUGAUAGAGAGUUUAAAAAAUCUCCUCUAGUUUAUCAGUUCUCCUCCCUAGGUUCUUUGGAUGAGAAGUGGAUGGCUGAAUUUGCAUCUUCAAUGUCGUCAGGUUUAUCAGAAGAUAAAACUCCACUUGGCCCCGGGGAGCCAUUAAUUAUAUGGCCCACCGUUGAAGAUGUCAGAUGCUCUUUAGAGGGUUAUGCAGCUGGAAAUGCCAUUCCAAGUCCACUGAAGAAUGUUGAGAAAGCAUUCUUGAAGAAAUAUUGGGCCAAGUGGAAGGCAAGCCAUAGUGGUCGCAGUCAUGCAAUGCCACAUAUUAAGACUUUCGCUCGAUAUAAUGAUCAGAAGCUGGCUUGGUUUUUGUUAACUUCAGCGAAUCUCAGCAAAGCUGCCUGGGGAGCUCUGCAGAAGAAUAAUUCUCAACUAAUGAUCCGUUCUUACGAGCUAGGGGUGCUCUUUUUACCAUUUAAACGAUGCAGCUUCAGAUUUUCUUGUACCAAUACCGUUUCUCAGCCAGAGGAUAAAUGCGGAUCAUCAGAUAAUUCUAAGGCACAGAAAACAGAACUAGUGACUUUGAAUUGGCAAAGAAGCUCGAACGCGGUUUCCUUGUCUGAAAUAGUUAAAUUGCCCCUGCCUUACGAGCUUCCUCCUCAGCCAUACUCUUCUGAAGAUGUACCAUGGUCUUGGGACCGGACGUAUAACAAGAAGGACGUUUAUGGUCAAGUUUGGCCACGGCAAGUUAAGCUGUAUUCUCAUCAAGAUUCUUGAAAUUUUCCGUGUUUUAUUUCUUUUUUUUUUCCUAGGGCCUAAUUGCACACUAUACUCCACUGAUUUGCUAACUUCCCUGCACGAAUCUUUAUGUUAAAUUGGAUACUAUUUGUUUCAAAA